GGCCCCUGUCUCCUACAGAAAUUGCAUUUGCCAUCUUAUUUCAACGCAAAAUAAUCAACCGUAAUGCAGAUACUUUUAAUCACCAGUCUGCUGGUCGGCACCACUCUGGCCGUCGGCAAAGUUGGUAGUGGCGGCGGUUUCGGAGGUGCAGGUGGCUUCGGUGGUGGCAUUUCCGGUGGUGGAGCCAGUGGAGGGGGCAGCGGUGGAUCUGGAAGUGGUCAUGUUGUGAUUGUUGCAGGCGGUGGCGGCGGAGGAGGAUAUCGUUACGGAGGAGGACUCGGCGCUGGCGUCCCUGGUGGUUGGAGAACAGGAGGAGGCGGAGGCGUAUCCGGAAGUUGGAGAACUGGUGGGGGCUCCUGGGGAGGAAACGGGGGCUCGGGUGGACCGACGUCAUGGGGUGGAGUGACCGGAACCGGAGGGUGGGGUGUCACCGGUGGAAGUGGAAGUCUUGGUCCCAUUGGCGGUAUUGCCGGACCCGGAAGUACCAGUGGUCCUACAAGUGGGUGGACUGGCGGUUGGGGAUCUAGUUCCGUCACCGGUGGAUGGGGCGGACGUGGCAGCUGGAGCGGUCCAGUCGGACGCCCAGGUGGCGUCACCGGAGGAUGGGGCAGACCAACUAGUGGCUGGAGGAACACAUGGGGCGGACGUGGACCAACACCAGCUGGUAGCGGUGGAUUGUUUGUCGGCGCCGGUGCUGGGCCGAGCUAUGGAUAUGGGUUCGGUGGUGUUUUCGGACCAAGCGGCGGAAGUCCUGUAGGGGGUCCCAGUGGCACCUUCCCAGGCGGCCCAGUUUCCGGUGGACCCAGCGGUCCUGUUUUCAUUCCAGGCGGACCUGGUGGUCCCGUUAUCAUGCCAAGUGGACCUAGCGGCUCGACAUCCGUUGGCCCCGUUUACGGUGGCCCAGGCGGACCCGUGUCUGGAUUUCCAGGAUUUGGAGGACCUGGUACCGGCGGAGUAAGCGGCAGCUUUAGAAGCACCUUUGGAGGCGGUCCCGUUAUCAUGCCAGGCGGACCAAGUGGAUUCACAUCCGGUGGCCCCGUUAACGGUAGCCCAGGAGGACCCAUGUCUGGAUUUCCAGGAUUUGGAGGACCUGGUACCGGCAGUGUAAGCGGCAGCUUUAGAAGCACCUUUGGAGGCGGUCCCGUUAUAAUGCCAGGCGGACCAAGUGGAUUUACAUCCGGUGGCCCCGUUAACGGUGGUCCAGGAGGACCCGUGUUUGGACUUCCAGGAUUUGGAGGACCUGGUACCGGCAGUGUAGGCGGCAGCUUUAGAAGCACCUUUGGAGGCGGUCCCGUUAUCAUGCCAGGCGGACCAAGUGGAUUUACAUCCGGUGGCCCCGUUUACGGUGCCCCAGGCGGACCCGUGUCUGGAUUUCCAGGGUUUGGAGGACCUGGUACCGGCGGAGUAAGUGCCAGCUUUGGUGGCGGAUUCAGAAGCGGUUCCGUUAUUAUGCCAGGCGGUCCUAGCCCAAUGACAUCCGGUGGCCCUGUUAAUGGUGGACCAGGAGGACCCGUGUCUGGACUUGGCGGACCUGGUACCGGCGGAGUAAGCGGUAGCUUCGGAGGCACUGUCGGAGGCGGUUUUAGCGGAAGCGUCGGCGGUGUCCCAAUCGGCAAAAGAUACUAAUUUCCACUACUAAACCACGGAGCACGGGAGAAUCAGGGGUCGUUCUUGAAACAUUUCCGACGAUGAUUUGCCAGUGUCUUUCCCUACUUUCCCGUCGUCGACUGGACCGAUUGAUCGACGAGAUAUAUUGAUGUAGUUGUAUUUUAAUUUAUUAGUUCGCUUAUAUACUCUCUAAUAUUGUUGUGUUGUAUUUCCCAAACGCCAUGUUGUAAUUGCGAUGAUAUAUGUGUUGGUGUCAUGUUACGGCUUCU
This is a messenger RNA of Mya arenaria, 1877 nucleotides long. RefSeq lists its product as uncharacterized. Bases 64 to 1626 code for a protein of 520 amino acids. The record is from RefSeq and is a predicted model, not a curated record. NCBI's taxonomy places the organism in Eukaryota, Metazoa, Mollusca, Bivalvia, Myida, Myidae. The transcript has 6 exons.